Athalia rosae (coleseed sawfly) is the source of this 1711-nucleotide messenger RNA. It is a transcript of the gene DNaseII, whose product is annotated as deoxyribonuclease-2-alpha. Lineage: Eukaryota; Metazoa; Arthropoda; Insecta; Hymenoptera; Athaliidae. The transcript has 6 exons. The record is from RefSeq and is a predicted model, not a curated record. Gene Ontology annotation, biological process: apoptotic DNA fragmentation. The coding region runs from base 454 to 1626 and encodes 390 amino acids. Gene Ontology annotation, molecular function: deoxyribonuclease II activity.
CUUAUUGUUACUCAUUGUUAGAUCACAUGGCCCACCUUGCAUUAACUUCACGAAUCACGGUCUCCAUUGUGUAGCACAAUUGUGAGCAAAUGACAAACUUCUUCUCCAAAGUUACAUAUGUAUAAUCAAUUGAUUAUUGAUCCAUCUAUAGCGCGCGCGUUUUAAAUUUUUGACGUUCAAAGAUGAAUACGUAGUACGUUUGUUGGUCGCCUACAUGACUUGUAAAAGAAACAGAAUACCAUCACAUUGUUCUUUGAACGCACCAAUUGAAUUAAAUGACGUCCAAGCUAAUCAAAGGUUGAAGUCACUAUUUCUAAAUACGCGUUGACUGAUGAUUACUAAUCUUCAGUCAACGAAAUACGUGCUGACACGUAUGACACAGUAAACCAAAUCGCUCCAGCUAGAAAAUAUUGUAUAGAUUCGAAUAAAUAGGAAGUCAUUUAAAACAGAAAGAUGUUGAAUUCAUUAUGCUUCAGCUUGUUCUUUGUUACGCUUUAUAACUUCCUAAUCACAGCUGAUGCACAACUGCUAUGCAGAGAUGAAGAAAAUCAGCCAGUGGACUGGUUUGUAAUGUACAAAAUCCCAAAACUCUCUGAAAGUAGUAACCCUCUAGUAAAACAGGGUGUAGCAUAUGCUUACAUGACAAGUAGCAGUGUGGGUGGUUGGAAAUUAUCUGAAAAAUCGAUUCGAUCCAAAAACUCAAUUCCUGGCAAUACCUUGGCACCUCUGUACAAAAAGAACGAUUCCAUUCUCUGGACGCUAUACAAUGAUCAACCUCCGAAUCAAGAUAGCGUACCGAAUUAUGGACAUACUAAAGGUGUGGUAAUGGCAGACAUCCAACAAGGCUUCUGGUUAGUUCACAGUGUUCCUAAAUACCCUCCAGCACCUGAUCACGGAACCAUUCCUCCAAGAGCACGAAGGGAACGAGCAGUAGAGCCAGAAUUAAUAUCAGCUCAGGGAUACAACUACCCCACAACUGGAGAACUUUACGGACAAAGCUUUAUAUGUAUUUCUGUUGAUAAAAAUCAGUUCGAUCUUAUUGGCACACAGCUGAUGUACAAUCAAAUUAUUUCGUACAAGGUCAACCUUCCAGAAACAAUUAAACUGCAAUAUACUAAUUUGACAAAAGCAGCUAAUAAAAUUCGCAUCAAACAUGCUCCUUUCAAUCAUAAGUCAUCGAUUACAUCUUUGGAAGGCACUGAAUUCUUGAUGUUUGCCAAAAGCGAUAAAUGGGGAAAAGACUUGUACGACGACUUUGUUGGACCGCAGCUUGGAUCAGAUCUUUUGACUGAAACAUGGCCCAACGGCCCUGGUAGAUUGCCUUCUGACUGCAGUGGUUCAAAAGUGAUCAACAUUAAGUCUAUUAAUUUAGCUAUAGCUGAUGUUGCCUUCAAAACAACACGCGAUCAUUCAAAAUGGGCAGUGUGUGAUAAAGGGAAAACUACCAGUAGUUGGGUUUGCAUAGGAGACAUCAACAGAGCCAGCUCUCAGCUGGAACGAGGAGGUGGUACAGUGUGUCUCAAUUCACAACGUGUAUGGCAAAGUUAUCGUAGCAUUGUCAACGAUGUAGAUGCAUGUCCAAAGAUAUGGAAUCGCUUUGUUAAGUGGGUCUCUCGUAUAUUUUAGGUUUUACUCAUCAUGAAUAACAGUGAAAAAUAAUGAAUUAUUUCUAUAAAUUGCAAUUAAUAAAUAGCUAUUUAGUUAAUGUAAA